AUAAGUUCUGACUUGUGUUGGUUAUUUCGCUGUUACCUAAAUAUCCAAACCCAGAGGCACUUGAAGUCAAUAUCAUCGUAGAAAGUGAAGUGUAUUUUAUGAAUAUGGCAGAACGUUUACCUCAAGAGCUUAUAGCUCACAUCCUGAAAUUCCUGUGCUACACAGAUCGGGAAGAGGCAUCUGUGGUCUGCAAACACUGGUUCCAGGCAUCCUUAGAUCCUGCACUUCACAGAAACACAAAGAUAACCCUGAGGGCAUCAUCAUCAACAGGAAAACACCUCCAGGAUCUUGGACACAGGAAGAGUCCAAAGUUAGUCAUCACCUAUGUGGAAGGAACCAAUGCAGACUUCCUCCUGAAAGAAGUCGGUCGGCACCUUGGUCCUCAUCUGCAAUAUCUAUGUCUCAAAGGAUGUGAUCUGACACAGAAGAUGUUCCUAGGUAUUCUCGCCCAUUGUGACAACCUGACAUCACUUGAUCUUAGUUGCUGUAACAGUAUGUUCAUGUCUGGUACACUUUUGCAGAAGGAUGAAGAUAAGCAAGUGGCCCUCCAGGCUUUCAGAAGGUUAAAGAAGUUAUCUUUAGGAUCAAUUAGAUAUCUAUCUGAUGCUCUAUUUAAUCUGUUUGUAGCCACCACUCCUCAACUAGAAGACUUGUCCCUAGCAGGAUGCAACAUAGCGUUUGAAACAGACCCAUACCGCAAUAGAGAUAUGGGAAAGGACUCUGUCACUUUGCUUAGUUUCUCAAAUCUUUUGGCAUUUGUUAAGAGAUUCACAUCAACCUUGACUUCUCUGGACCUUAGUUUAACUGCAGUUACCAGUGAAGCAUUGACAUCCUUAGCUAAUGUGCCGAAUCUCAAGCUGAGGCGGAUUGUUUUGGUGAGGUGUACUCAUCUAACAGAUGACGGUGUAAAGAAUCUUGCAAAUCUUCAACCAAGCCUAAAGGAAGUAAUCUUGGCAUCAUGUCCAUCUGUUGGAAAUGUUGCUAUCAAUGCAAUUACACAGAAUCUUGGAAGCUUAGAAAAACUGAAUCUAAACAAACUGAAGUCCAUUCCUCAGGAUACCUUUGAGCAGCUAACACUGAACCUGACCAAGUUGACCCAUUUAAGCUUAGCAAGUAACCUCAAUCUCAAAGGAGCUCAGAUGCUGAAGGGACUGAGGGGUGCUUCUUUCUCACACUUGAGGUCAUUGAAUCUGCAAGGUUGUCCACAAGUGGACGAUGACGUAGUCUUCUGCAUCUGUGAUGCUGCACCCGAUCUUCAAGAACUCAAUCUAAGCUCCUCUCAUGCCAUGACAGACCUCAGUGUUCAUCGCAUCUCUGCUCGGCUCCACUGCCUUAAGAGGCUCAAUCUCAGUUGGUGUCAGCGGAUUACUGAUUUUGGUCUCCUUGGAUUAGAUAAGGAUUGUCCAGUUAUCUCUCCUCCCGAUGAAUCCUCAAAGCACAGCAGUGACCGCUACACUCGCAGUCACAGCAACAUGGGCUUCUUUCGGCCUGCAAAAUUCGAAGAGGUCAUCUUGACCAUUCCAGAAGAUGAGAUGCAGGAAUACCUCAACUCUACAUCAAGAGUAGCUAUCAAUGCCAUCAGAACUCUUGAGUAUCUCAACCUUGCCGCUUGCCAUCAUCUAACAGACCGAUGUAUUCAGGAGAGCAUAUCCUUUCCGCGCCUGCAAACCCUGGAUCUCCGUAUGUGCCGGAAUGUCACUGACAAAAGCCUGGAGUCUAUUGCGAAGAACAACCCCAACCUGCAGAACUUGACAGUCAGUGAAUGCCAUCAAAUAACUGAUGUAGGUGUGACAGCUGUAGCAGAGGGAUUGUGUCGUCUUUCAUCUCUGGUCAUUCCUCGUUGUCUCAUCACUGAAAAGAGUUUGGAUGCUCUGGCCCAACAUUGUAGGCACCUUAAGUUUCUGGAUGUAUCUCAGUGUAACGUUCCUGUAGCUGCCGUAGAUACAAUGCGUAGCAAGCUGCCAUGUCUCCAGACCGUUGUAACCUCAUACUUAGAUGGCAAUCUAUCUACAAUGUACCAACCAGAAUUUUUCUGAGAAAAUGUAUUCAUGUGUACAUGGAUGUUCAUAUGUUUGUGUAUUGCUUGUACAAGAUAUCACUCAGUAGGAUUUUGUUAUUAGGAUGGGAGAAGUCCAGCCAAAAAUUAACUCAUGCCCCUGCAUGUAAUUGAUCUCAUGAUCCACACGGACACCAUUUUGCAAGACACAUUGCUUUUACUAUUUAAGGUUCAUUUUCAGAAUGAAUUUUUUGGUACUUUUUGCCAUUCACUAGUCAUCUCAACAGACUCCUUGACUUACUGGAAAGGUGACCAUACAUGUACAUAGUAGAUUUUCAGCAGUAGGGCCCUAAUAGUCCUGAAGUCAAUGAUGGCAUUUUUUGCAUAAUUUAUUGAAUUUCACCAUGUACACGUAGUAGAAACAGAAAUGAUAUAGCUUCAGAUACUGGGCAUUGAAACCGUGGUGUACUUGGUUCAGCAACACACUGUCUAUCUCUGUCCUACGUUAACUUGGUACAUGUUCAGUCUCCCAGUACAAAAGAUCAAUAGGCCCUACUUUAUUUUUUUCAUCAUUGCUUAACUUUAUCUUGUUUCUACAUAGGUUAUCAUAAUGUACAUAUAUGCUACACAAGGAGUCAGAUAGAACUUGUCUAGAAAUAGGCUAACUUUCUUACUCUUUGCAUACUAAUGUGUAAAGCGAAAGAGAGGGAGACAUGCUUGGAAGAAAAUAUAAAAAUGUGAUAUUGAAAAUACAUUAAAGAAGCAUUAUUAAAUUCUUUUUGCCAAUAAAAAAAAUUAAGAAAAGUCUUAAUGGCAAUCACAUCAAUUUAUACCUCUUUAAGUAACCCAAAGCAAUUAUUUACCUUGGAACAUUCCAAUCUGUGAUUUAUCAUUUUUAAAUUAUUAUGAAGCAUACUGUACCGUCCCUGCCUUUAUACGUAUCAGAAGGGAUUGAUAUGAUUAGUUAAAGACUUAUGUUACGCACAAUUGCCCCAGUAUGUAGAAAAGAGAAAUAUCCUUAUUGUUAUCCGUUGUAUUAGUACGUAGUAGUAGUUGUAGGAGUAAUUGUAGAAAAAAAGUGUUUUUAUUUUAGUUGGCAAUGUGUACAAUACAUAUAAGAGUCUGACAUUUAGCUCUGGCAUUAUUGUUUUCAUAAUACAUAAUGAUGAUAAUAAAUAGAUAUUAGAAAAGGUAGGUCUUCGACUUGGUACUGUACUAUGUUUAUUGUUCAGUGCUUGUUACAGUACUUUAGAGUUUACUUUUUAUGGCUCAACAAAAUUACUGCCUUUAUUUACCUUUAAUAUGCAGUACCAGAAAAACGAUUACCUACAUUAACUCCUAAACAGUCACUUUCACUUCAUUCCCAACAGAUCUCUUAUGUAAAUUAUUACAAAAUGUUGUUUGCUGUACAUAAAAAUAUCAAUGUAAAUCUUCAAACAUUUUACACUGGGAGCAUGUACUUAAAAUAAAGUAAAUUAAUGGAGGUACAAUAUUUGUAAUAUUGUAA
This is a messenger RNA of Lytechinus variegatus (green sea urchin), 3503 nucleotides long. RefSeq names its product F-box/LRR-repeat protein 20-like. The record is from RefSeq and is a predicted model, not a curated record. NCBI's taxonomy places the organism in Eukaryota, Metazoa, Echinodermata, Echinoidea, Temnopleuroida, Toxopneustidae. Gene Ontology annotation, biological process: SCF-dependent proteasomal ubiquitin-dependent protein catabolic process. Gene Ontology annotation, cellular component: SCF ubiquitin ligase complex. The transcript has 2 exons. The coding region runs from base 99 to 2036 and encodes 645 amino acids. Gene Ontology annotation, molecular function: protein binding.